ACAUUCUCAUCUCAGACUCCAGAUUCCAAAAAAAGGGGCACGAAAAAGAAAAUAUAAAAAUUAAAAUCAGAAUUGAAAGAAGGGGAAAAAAGGGAAGGUGAAUUUGCAGGAAAAUGGGGAAAGAUCUGAGCGACGAUCAGAAAUCAUCGAUGAAGGAGGCGUUCACCUUGUUCGACACCGACGGCGACGGCAAGAUUGCGCCGUCGGAGCUCGGAAUCCUGAUGCGGUCGCUCGGCGGAAACCCUACCCAGGCUCAGCUGAAGUCGAUAAUCUCCGAGGAGAAGCUGAACGCGCCGUUCGAUUUCGCGAGAUUCAUUGACCUAAUGUCCAAGCAUUUGAAGCCGGAGCCGUUCGAUCGCCAGCUCCGCGACGCGUUCAAGGUGCUCGACAAGGACGGCACUGGAUACGUCGUCGUUUCGGAUCUCAGGCACAUCCUCACCAGCAUCGGGGAGAAACUCGAGCCCGCCGAGUUCGACGAAUGGAUCCGGGAGGUCGAUGUUGGAUCCGAUGGCAAGAUCCGCUACGAGGAUUUCAUCGCCCGCAUGGUCGCCAAGUGAUUAGGUGAUAUGCUGAUUCUUGUUAUGGGUGCAUUCGCUUGAAAUGGGAGAUUCUGUUUUCGUUUUUUUAGAGUAGUCUUUUAUUUGGGGUCUCGUUGUUAAGGUUUUCGGGUUUUGAACAUUUUGAACCCUUUAUGUUUUGUACGAUUCAGCGGGAGCACUUUGCUACGUACAAUUUCUUCUAAUCGUGUCAAACUCGUGUGUUAUGUAUAGCUGACUUUUCUCCAAGUCUUGAUGCAGUGAUUCUUGUUCUUCUGAUUGUUUGAUUAUUGCAUAAUAUGUUUUUAUUUGUAUUCGAAUGAUGUUUGUAACAUCCAGCUGAAUCAAUCCAGGUUUCCUU
Messenger RNA from Erythranthe guttata (spotted monkey flower), 897 nucleotides. Its product is annotated as putative calcium-binding protein CML13. The record is from RefSeq and is a predicted model, not a curated record. Gene Ontology annotation, molecular function: calcium ion binding. Lineage: Eukaryota; Viridiplantae; Streptophyta; Magnoliopsida; Lamiales; Phrymaceae. Gene Ontology annotation, cellular component: myosin II complex.